AUGAACACGAUGGCAGCAUCGCCUGGAUUGCAGGAAGACGAGCUAGCGCUGGCUGAUGAGAAAGCCGAUGUCGACGUGGGUCUAGUCCCUCCCACAGACUGGAUUGGAAUACCUCCUUUGCACCACCAAACGGAGUUGUGGAUUCCCGAUACAGCCGAGGAACUUGCCCGCCAAACAGUUUCUCCGGCAGUGCAUUUCCCAGAAACCUGGCAACGGCAUCGUGGUACAGCUUCACCUCGCAGCGCCGACGUAUUAUGGGAAGAAGUGCCUCCUCAUCUUGUCCCAUUUGUUCCUUAUAUAGAUGAGAAGAAGGAAAAGACGGCCAUCGGACCUCAGAUGCAUUCGCCUUUCCCAUCCUAUUUGAUCGAUGUCGAGAACGGAAGUCUGGUAGUUGCACCUGAACACCCCCGUUACGUCGCUUUGAGUUGUGUUUGGGGCGGGGCAGAGACUUCAGCUUGCGUUACGAUGGCGAAUCUGGCAGCACUUCAAAUGUACAACGGACUGUACAGCGGGUUCGUAUCAUUGCCCAGUCUUGUUCGAGACGCCAUCAAUUUGGUGAAGGAUUCGGGACUUCCUCAUUUAUGGCGAAGGAUGAGAUAG
Alternaria rosae is the source of this 600-nucleotide messenger RNA. RefSeq lists its product as uncharacterized. The transcript has 2 exons. The coding region runs from base 1 to 600 and encodes 199 amino acids. Lineage: Eukaryota; Fungi; Ascomycota; Dothideomycetes; Pleosporales; Pleosporaceae. The record is from RefSeq and is a predicted model, not a curated record.